Molecule: messenger RNA, 7346 nt
Organism: Labrus mixtus (cuckoo wrasse)
Lineage: Eukaryota; Metazoa; Chordata; Actinopteri; Labriformes; Labridae
Gene: elnb
Product: elastin b
Exons: 53
Coding region: 81-6629 (2182 amino acids)
Source: RefSeq, a predicted model, not a curated record
UUAGGCCUUGUUGAGCCCUGAUAGGCUUGCUGAGGAUAAAACCUGGAGCUUGGGCGAGGAGAGGGACAUUUUGGAGAGAGAUGGCGAGAGGGACGGCGGUCACUUACCUACAUGGAGUCCUUCUCCUGGCUCUGUGGAAACCCUCGCUGCAAGGAGGUAUAUAUAUACCUGCUAGUGGAGCCGGCACGGGAGCUGGUACAGGUCCGGGGACUGGAUUAGGACAAGGUGGGACUGGAUUUGGCCCUGGAGCAGCUGGGACAGGAUUUCAGCCUGGUGGAGGAACAGGACCCGGAGCAGGAGGGGCAAGUGCUGGUCUAGGAGGGUUUGGACAAGGAGCUGGGGGGUAUGGUGGGCAAGGGCCAGGGGGAAUAGGACCGGGAGGAGUUGGACCUGGAGGAGUCGGACCAGGAGGUUUCCAUCCAAGCUCUUUUGGCCAGGCUGGUGGUGGGGGAGGAGUCGUUCCUGGAGGAGUUGGUGCUGGAGGUGGCUACGGCAGUCGUGGAGGGUUUGGAGUAGGACCAGGAACUGGAGGUGGAGGACAGGUACCAGGCGGUUUUGGACCAGGUGGUGUCAGUACUGGAGGCUAUGGAACUGGACCUGGAGGAGUUGGUUCAGGCCUUGGGACAGGGGUUGUGGGGGGAGGAACGCUUGGAGCAGGAGGUCUUGGCACAGGCAGAGGUCAGGGAGGGUUCGGAGCUGGAACAGGCUACGGAGCUGGAGGUGGAUAUGGAGGUGGUUAUGGACCAGGUGGAGCUGGUCAAUACCCAGGAUUUGGUGGAACUGGUCCUAAACCUCCUAAAACAGGCGGGGCUAGAACUUCACUUGGAGGAACAGGUUAUGGACCUGCUGGUGCUGGAUUUGGCCCUGGUGGUGCUGGACUAGGGCCUGGUGGAGCAGGAUUUGGGCCCGGUGGUGCUGGAUUAGGGCCUGGUGGAGCAGGAUUUGGGCCCGGUGGUGCUGGAGUAGGGCCUGGUGGAGCAGGAUUUGGGCCUGGUGGAGCAGGAUUUGGGCCCGGUGGUGCUGGAGUGGGGCCUGGUGGAGCAGGAUUUGGGCCCGGUGGUGCUGGAGUAGGCCCUGGUGGAGCAGGAUUUGGGCCUGGUGGUGCAGGAGUAGGCCCUGGCGGUGCUGGAUUUGGCCCUGGUGGUGCUGGAUUUGGCCCUGGUGGUGCUGGACUAGGGCCCGGUGGUGCUGGAUUUGGGCCCGGUGGUGCUGGAGUAGGCCCCGGUGGUGCUGGAUUUGGGCCCGGUGGUGCUGGAGUAGGCCCCGGUGGUGCUGGAUUUGGCCCUGGUGGUGCUGGACUAGGCCCCGGUGGUGCUGGAUUAGGGCCUGGUGGAGCAGGAGUAGGGCCUGGAGUUGCUGCUGUGCCAGGAGGAGGGGGAGGACCUGGAGGAAAGACUGGUGGAAAAGCAUCAAAACAAGUACCAGGGGUUGGGGUGCCGGGACUCUAUCAAGGUGGAUUUUUACCAGGACAAGGUUUUGGUGGCCGUGGUGUUCUCCCUGGAGUCGCUACUGGAAAUGGACUUGGACCUCAGAGUGGGGCUGGAGUACUUGGCCAGGGGAGUGCUGGAACUGGGGGAGCAGGAAGUGGCCGUGGACAGCAGUUGCCAGGGGUCUUUCGUGGUUACCCUCUCAUAUCCCCAAAAUCAGGGGCAGGAAAAUCAAAGAAUCCAGCUAAAGCAGCAGCUAAAUAUGGGGGAGCUGGAAGAGGUGCACUAGGUCAAGGAGGCACUUUAGGGGUUGGGACUGAAAGACUCCCUGGAGGUGGAACUGGAUUUGGGGGUGGUGUUGGAACAGGAGGUGGACCUGGAUUCGGAGGCAGUGUUGGAACAGGAGGUGGACCUGGAUUCGGAGGUGGUGUUGGAACAGGAGGUGGACCUGGAUUCGGAGGCGGUGUUGGAACAGGAGGUGGAACAGGAGGUGGAGCUGGAACCGGAGGUGGACCUGGAUCUGUACCUGGAUUCGGAGGUGGUGUUGGAACAGGAGGUGGAGCUGGAACAGGUUAUGGUCCUGGCUCAGCCAAAGCACGAAAAUAUGGCUAUGGACCAGGAGGAGUUGGACCAGGUGGUGCUGGUACAGGCUAUGGACCAGGAGGAGUUGGACCAGGUGGUGCUGGUACAGGCUAUGGACCAGGUGGAGUCGGACCUGGUGGUGCUGGUACAGGCUAUGGACCAGGAGGAGUUGGACCAGGUGGUGUUGGUACAGGCUAUGGACCAGGUGGAGUCGGACCUGGUGGUGCUGGUACAGGCUAUGGACCAGGUGGAGUCGGACCUGGUGGUGCCGGUACAGGCUAUGGACCAGGUGGAGUUGGAACAGGUGGUUUGGGUGGUGGCUAUGGUACUGGUCCAAUUGGGGCAGGCACUGUGUCAACUGGAGGACUUGGAGGCAGAGGACCAGGAGGAGUAGGCUCUGGAGGUAGUUUAAAUCCAGGUGGUGCAGGCACAGGGUCGGGCGGUCUUGGUUAUGGUCCUGGUGGUGCCGGAUCUGGCUCUGGAGGUUUUGGGCCAGGUAGAACUGGUUUUGGGCCAGGUGGAACCGGAACUGGAUUGGGAGGAACUGGAACUGGAUUAGUAGGAACAGGAACAGGACCUGGAGGGUAUGAUGCCAGUGCUAAAGCUCGUAAAUAUGGUAUGCUAAGUGGAGCCCUUGGAGGUGGUGCUGGUACAGGCUUUGGACCAGGAGGAGUUGGACCAGGUGGUGCUGGUACAGGCUAUGGGCCAGGAGGAGUUGGACCAGGUACUGGGACAGGCUAUGGAGGAGGAGGAGUAGGACCAGGUGGUGCCGGUACAGGCUUUGGACCAGGAGGAGUUGGACCAGGUGGUACUGGUACAGGCUUUGGACCAGGAGGAACUGACUUUGGACCGGGAGGUUAUGCUGGUGCAAAAGCUCGCAAAUAUGGUCUGCCUGGAGGUGGUGGAGGUAAUCUGGGUGCAGGUGGACAGGGUGUUGGUGGAUUAGGGCUAGCCGGUGGAACUGGAGGAGCACUUGGGACUGGGAGAACAGGAUAUGGACCUGAUGGAUAUGGACCUGGAGUUGGUUAUGGACCAGGUGGAGGUUAUGGAGCAGGACCUGGGUCUGGAACAGUUUCAGGAUAUGGGUCAGGAUCAAAACCUGCAAAAUAUGGUUCUGGUGGGGUGCUUGGAGGUGGAGUAGGACGAGGUGGGUAUGGUACAGCUGGAUCAAAAGCUGCUAAGUAUGGACAACCUGGUGGAGUUGUACCCGGGGCAGGAACAGGGACCAUCACUGCAGGAGUAGGAAGAGAGCCUGUCAUAUCAGGGACAGGAGCAGGGACUGGCACAACAGGAGUAGGGACUGGCACAACAGGAGCAGGAGUCGGGAUCGGAACAGCGGGAGCAGGGACUGGUGCUGCAGGAACAGGAACAGGAACAGCAGGAACAGGGCCCAGCACUGGUGUUUCAUUGAACGGUACCAGUAGUGGCAGUGCAGGGACAACAGCGAUACCCACAGGAGGAGGACUCGCGACCACAGGAGGAACACAAGCUCCGGCAUCCGAAGGUGACGGUGCUGCGGGCAGUGUGAUAGAGGGGUCUGGAAGUUCUGCAGGAGAAGGAGGUACUGGUUUAUCUGGGAGACCAGUGGGUGCAGGAGGCGAUGGAGAUGUACUGACUGGCACAGGGAUCCCCAUUAUUGGAGAAAAACCAGGUCUCAAUGGGACGGCUGUACCAGGUGGUACUGAUGAAGGUUCAAGUGGAACAUUGCCUGGAGCCAAACCUUUAAAACCCCCAGGUGUCCCCAGAGGGGAUACACCAGGUGAAGGAGAUGGAGAUGGGGGUCCUGAUGGGGAAAGACGUAGUACAGGAGGCACAGGUACAGGACUCGGAGGAGUAGGAGGGAGUCCUUCCAGUGCUGGUACAGAGACAGGUGUUUCUGGUGGUGUAACAGGAACUGGAAGAGGAGACAGUCCUGCUACUGGAACUAGUGUUGGACAAGGAGGUGCAGUCGCUGGAGUAGGGGGAACACCAAAACCGCCAAAAGUAUAUGGACCUGAUGGUGCUGUACUGGGUACAGGAGAAGGUACUGGGGUAGUUGGAGGAGGAGUUGGUUUGGUACCUGGCACUGGUGGAGUAGGAACAGGAGCCACCAAACCUGGAAAAAGCUAUGGCGCUGGUGGAGUUGGAAUUUUACCAGGUGGAGGAAUACGUUACCCAACAGGAGCUGGAGUAGGACAGGGAACAGGAAAACCAGGCAAAGUAUAUGGGACUCUUGGAGAUGGAGGACGGGUUGGGAUUAGGCCUGGAGGAUAUGGAGCUGGUCCAGGAGGUUAUGGUGUAGGCCCUGGAGGUUAUGGGGCUGGCCCAGGUGGAUAUGGGGUGGGACCUGGAGGCUAUGGAGGCACUGGUGGAGCUGGGACUCUCGGUGUUGGAAGUGGAAGUUUAGGUGGAGCUGUGGGAACAGGCCCUGCUGGAGUCGGUCGUGGACUGGGGGGAUAUGGUACUGGUGUGGGUCCUGGUGGGUCAGGAUAUGGCACAAAUCCAGGACUUGGUACUGGUACUGGCAAACCACAAAAAAGUUAUGGAGGAAGAGGUGGUGGUACUGGCAUUGGUCCUGGUGGCUUUGGUCCAGGUGGCUUUGGGCCUGGCAGUUCUGGUGUUGGUAGUUACGGACCAGGUGGAACAGGGCCAGGUGGUUAUGGACCCAGUACUGCAGGGACAGGACCAGGUGCUGUCGAAACAAGGCCAGGAGGUUUUGGACCAGGCGGUGUUGGCACAGGACCAGGCGGCUAUGGACCUGGUGGAGCUGGUGUCAUUCCUGGUGUUUAUAGUCUUGGAGGGCAAGGACUGGGUACAAGAAAGCCACCAAAAUCAGGGUAUGGAUCAUCGUCACUUGGGGGAGCUGGUUAUGGGCAAGGGGUUGGACCUGGUGGAACAAGUACUGGACUUGGCAGAUAUGUACCUGGGGGCAUUGGACCGGGAGGUGUCAUCACUGGGACUGGAGGCUUUGGACCAGGUAGUGCUGACACAGGUAGAGGAGGUGGGUUAGGACCAGGUGGUGCUGGCACAGGAACAGGAGGCUUUGGACCAGGUGGUGCCGGCACAGGAACAGGAGGCUAUGGACCAGGUGGUGCUGGCACAGGAACAGGAGGCUUUGGACCAGGUGGUGCCGGCACAGGAACAGGAGGCUAUGGACCAGGUGGUGCUGGCACAGGAACAGGAGGCUUUGGACCAGGUGGUGCCGGCACAGGAACAGGAGGCUAUGGACCAGGUGGUGCAGGACUUGGAACAGGAGGCUACGGUCCUGCAGGGCAAGGAUUUGGAAAAAGAAAACCAUAUAAAUCAGGUGGCAUAGGUACAGGAACUGGCAGAUUUGGGCCCGGUGGAGUUGGACCAGGUGGGGGCAGCACAGGAACAGGAGGAGGUAUUAGACCAGGUGGUGCCGGCACAGGAACAGGAACAGGCUUUGGACCAGGUGGAGCCGGAACAGGAACAGGAGGAGGCUUUGGACCAGGUGGAGCCGGAACAGGAACAGGAGGAGGCUUUGGACAAGGUGGUGCUGGCAGAGGAACAGGAGCAGGCUUUGGACCAGGUGGAGCCGGCACAGGAGGAGGCUUUGGACCAGGUGGAGCCGGCACAGGAACAGGAGGAGGCUUUGGACCAGGAGGAGGCUUUGGACCAGGUGGAGCCAGCACAGGAACAGGAGGAGGCUUUGGACCAGGAGGAGGCUUUGGACCAGGUGGAACUGGCACAGGAACAGCAGGAGGCUUUGGACCAGGUGGAGUCGGCACAGGAACAGGAGGAGGCUUUGGACCAGGUGGAGCUGGCACAGGAACAGGAGGAGGCUUUGGACCAGUGGGCCAAGGAUUAGCAAAAAGGAAACCACCUAAAUCUGUUUAUGGAGGAGCUGGAUAUGGAUCAGGAAUAUUAGGAGGAGGUACAGGAGUUGGUCCUGGCAGAGGUGGAACUGGAGGCUAUGGCCCAGGAAGUGCUGGAACUGGAGGCUAUGGCCCAGGAGGUGCUGGAACUGGAGGUUAUGGCCCAGGAGGUGCUGGAACUGGAGGUUAUGGCCCAGGAGGUGCUGGAACUGGCAGCUAUGGCCCAGGAGGUGCUGGAACUGGAGGCUAUGGACCAGGAGGGGCUGGAACUGGCAGCUAUGGCCCAGGAGGUGCUGGAACUGGAGGCUAUGGACCAGGAGGUGCUGGAACUGGCAGCUAUGGCCCAGGAGGUGCUGGAACUGGAGGCUAUGGACCAGGAGGUGCUGGAACUGGGCCUGGAAGAUAUGGACCUGGUGGCCAAGUAGCAGGAAGCAGGAAGCCUCCUAAGUCAGGCUAUGGAUCAUCGUUGGGCGGAACAGGCUUUGUACCAGGUGGUGUAGGUGGUGUGGUGCCCGGAGCAGGUACAGGAGGUAUCUCUGGAGGGCCAGGCAAAGGAACAGGAGGGGCAGGGGUUGCUGCCGGAACAGGCCAGGGAGUAGGAGGAGCAGGUGGCUUACCAGGGGGUGUUGUCCCUGGAUAUGGUGGGAUGGGGGGAGGAACCUAUCCAGGAUAUGCAGGGGCUGGACAAAAAACAAAGGCACAGAAGGCGGCCAAAUAUGCAGCCCUGCAAGCCUUUCUGGGAGCUGGAGGCCAAAGAGGCACCGGCUGUCAGGGUAAUUACUGUGGCCGAAGGAGGAAGUGAGAGGCCACCACACAGGAAGUGACCUCAUUAAAACAACGGUGGUGCUAUUGCAAUUUCAGAUUGUAAAUGUCUUAACCUGCGAUAGAAGCUAAAGCUUCAACACAUUCCAGAUGUUACACUUUUGUUUUGUUAUUAUAUAAUGGUCUCUUUCAAAAAGAGCAUUGGUUCUCAACCUUUAAGGGUCUUUGUGAUUCCUCAAAAUCAGCUGAUUCGUUUUGUUUUAAGGUGUGUUAUGCAUGUUGUCCAUUUUAUCAUCUCCCAAGAGAGAUCACAAUUUACAGUAGGAUUGGAUCGGGACACAUUUGUAAUAAUUUUUCGCUCCCUCAAUCACCUUGUUACUCUUCCAAGGACCGGAUUAACCAGGCUGAGAACCAUUUAAAUGAAGGAUGACGCUUUCUUUUUAAGUUGUGAUACAGUGUGGUGUUCAUUUUAUAUAUUGAACAUCAUGUUUUGUUACACAUGUUCCUGUGCAAGUAUCCCCAUUAAUCCUCUGGGUGAACAUUGCUAACAAGGACACCCUCAGGGCAGCUCCUUCAGACCUGUCUGCAUGCUGACACAAGGUUUAAAAGUCUCCAAUGCCACACUUUUAUCCAGUGUGACUGGAUUUGAGGUCUGCAGAAGGAGAUAUACAUUUGAUUAAUUCACUGUUUUUAGCUCUUGCAUCAAUGUGCUAACACUUGAAUGUUAUAUUGUGUAACUGAUCUUAUCUAGUGUUUG